GAUUUCUGCUCUAGCAACGGUAGUUACCCUCAGCCCUCCUCGGGGGCCUCUGGACCCCCCAGACCAGGCCUCAGUCCAAUUUCCCCCGCCGCUAGCCUUGAAUGUCCCAAAUCCAACGCCGGGCCGGGCAGCGUGGGCCCGCCGAGUGUUGGACCCCGGUCCGUGGGCCCGCCGUCCUUAGCUUCGCCCGCAGUGAAAAAUGCGGCAACACCUUUAAGUACUGUGACCCAGACGGCCAACAGCCUGACGGUCAACCUUGUGCUAAGUGAUUCGUUACUCAACCUGUACCGUGAUAUAAACUACAACUCCUGUACAAUGUGCGUGUGCUGCACAAAUGAUGGAAAUAUCCGUGGGGGAGAAAGUUUACUCUAUCUCCCGGAUAUAAAUAGUGAUGAAGAUUAUGAUUGUAAAUGUGGAUACUCAGCAGUAAUAAACAGGAAGCUAAGUUAUCUUUGUGGUAUGUUUCUGGAAGAUGAGCGAGAGGUGACAGGUAUCCAGGAAGAUGUUUAUUUCAAAAAGAAACCAUCUCUUCUCCUCCUAGACCCUAAAUCCCAGGAGCAGGGGGAGCAGUCCUUCAACGAGCGGAGCGAGAUCGUUGAUGAUACUCCUCAGUUUCUCGUGGAUCUUGUUCAAAAACAAGUCUCACUCUUUCCCAGUGAUGAAAAUACUCUCGUCAGAUUCUCAAGGCAAUUCCAUCGAACCAUGAGAAAUCAAGCUCAAAUAUCUGUGGUGGAAGCUUUAGAUGGUGCAGAGGUGAUCUGGUCUGCUAUAGAGGCUGUGCGAGCAGGGUCAGCGUGUGAGAGCCGAGAACUAGAUACAGCAAGUAAGGCCGGCUGUCUACACAAGUGGGCCAUUAUGCCAACUCUAGGCCCGCCCUCGAGCGAGGAUAUUGUCAGAGUUAUGAGAGUAUUGAUGCCGGAGUUAAAUACUAGUUUACAUAAACGGAAAGGGAGUGAUACCCAACUCACUGUGGAGGGUCCACUUACCUGGAGGCAGUUUCAUAGAAUGGCUGGAGUUACAACUAAAGGGAAUACUGACGAUGGUUGUGAGCCGCUGCCAAUACCAACUCUCAUGGUUGGGUUCGAAUCUGAGUGGGUGAGCGUAUCUCCUCUCUCCCUUUAUCACUGGGAUAGUCUAUCCCUGGAACCUUGGGGUCCACAGAGGGAUGUUGCGUAUAUCGUGGUUGCUCCUGACAAUGAAUAUAUUCUCUCCAACGUGAAAACAUUCUUUAAAAACCUUAGUAACACCUACUCUAUACUCAAACUGGGAAAACAUGUACCUGUUACCAAGUCUAUCCGUGAUGGUAUCCUGCGUGUUGGAUCUAAGCAGGCCUCUAGACUUGAAUCUGAAGUUGAUGUCGAGGAUUGGUUUCAUUGUAUCGGAGACUCACAGAACGCAGAUAUACUCAGACUGUACUCUAAGGUGUGCCGACACUACCUUGUUCCCUACCUGUCCUCUCUAUCCCACGACUCCUCCCUGCUCAGGGGCCCCGCCCCUGCCACCAUAGAGGUCAAUGAAGAGGGGCAAGAGAUACUUAAAGAGAAUACUCAGGAGCUCAUCGAGGAUGAAAGUAUAGAACCGCCGGCAAUAGUGAUAUAUAUGGUGGAUCCUAUUAGUUAUGUUAACGAUAAUACUGAACUAGUCCGACUCUCCACUCUAGCCCUUCUCAGAUGCUUUAACAACAUGGUGCCAAACAUUAACUCUGAAUCUAUCCGACAAUCUUUGUACCUGCAGACAAUAUCAUUAGACUCAAUAUUUUCUCUUGGGAACGAGUUGAAACGAACUCCAAUGGAUUCUAAUCCUCUUAAAUCCUCACCAAGAUCCUCGCACAUCCUCCGAGGACUGGCCUUCUCAGUUUAUGCUCAAUCGCACCGGUCUCUCUCCUAUCAUCGGAAUGCGAAGACGUUAACAAGUUUCGGACCUGCUUCCAACUCUCAGAGAUUCCUUAAAGGAAUGGACUUGAAGGAUACAAUGUUGAAAUCUUUAUAUGCCCCGCCUUAUGUGCUGGCCCCGCCUCCUUUAAAGAACAAGAAAACAAGUGAUGGUGAUAGCUUUGGGUCAACUACAGAGAGAAGUACGGUCCUGUUCGUCCAGUACUGUUUGUCGGAUGACCAGAAGUACCUGCUGGCUAGUCUGUCGGACGAUAGAGGAGAACUUGUCCGGACAACGGUUAUUAAUAUUGAUAUACCUAAUCGGACAAGACGGAAAAGGGCGAGUGCCCGGCGUGUUGGUCUAUCUCGACUCUGGGAUUGGAUCCUCUCUGUAGUCUCGUUGAGCCUGGUCCCCUGGAGGCUGGUUAUAGGGAGGCUGGGGAGGAUAGGACACGGAGAGCUUAGAGGCUGGUCCGUCAUGCUCUCAAGGAAAUCCCUGAAAAAGGCUGUGAAAAUGUUAAAGGAUGAAUGUCCGUGGAAGAGCGAUGUACCCUCCCUUCUCUCCGUGUGCCUUGUAUCCCUUGAACCUGACGGUGUACUCCGGGUGAUGGCGGACCAGUUUACCCCAGAUGAAAGGUUUGGUUCCAGUGCUGCCCAGUGUACUCUGUCUACUCCUCGGGAUGCAACCGCUACUCAUAUACUAGUCUUCCCUACUUCAGCUACUGCUCAGUCGUCCCAGGCUGCGUUUAACGAGCACCACGAGGCCCCUGAGAACGAUGACCUCGGGUUUGGUCUGGACAUGACCGACAUCGACGAGAUGAACCCGAGUGGAAACGAUGACGGACUCGGUCUGGGAGACCUAAACGAUAUUUUUAACGAUGAACCGUUCACUAGCGGGGGCGGAAAUUCCCCCGGGGAUCCGAGGGAGGGGGAGGGAACCUCGUGUUCUGGAAAUACAGGAACUCAUACUCUUCCAGGCCAGGAUCCAGCCUUCAGAUAUGGGCAGGAGGAGCCUGGAGAACGCCUAGAGAUCCUCCAGCAGCCUCUAGCUCUGGGCUACCUAACCUCCACUGCUCCAACCGGAACUAUGCCUCGGUGGUUCUGGUCCUCGGCCCCUCACCUGGAGAACGUGUGCCCGGUGUUCCUCAAGUCCUCCCUGCAUAUCAACAUCAGUAAUCUAGCACAUGGAGGAGAUGAUGGGUUUACUCCACAGUCUGCCAGCUGUAGGGUUCAUUCACUAGAUUCUAAUUAUACUACAGACGUUCUCAGAUAUGUUUUGGAGGGAUAUAAUGCUCUAUCUUGGCUUUCCAUCGAUACUCAGACUAGAGAUAGACAGUCCUGUCUUCCUAUUCAUAUACAAGCUCUUUUACAUCUCUAUCAUACCCUAGCAGCACUUGUAUAGUGGUAUACAAGCCCUUUAUCUCUACCAUACCUAAGCAGCACUUUUAUAGUGGCAUACAAGCCCUUCAUCUUUACCAUACCCUAGCAGCACUUUUAUAGUGGUAUACAAGCCCUUCAUCUCUACCAUACUCUAGCAGCACUUUUAUAGUGGUUUACUAGCCCUUUAUCUGUACCAUACCCUAGCAACACUUGUAUAGUGGUAUACAAGCCAUUUAAUUUUACCGUACCCUAGCAGCACUUGUAUAGUGGUAUACAAGCCCUUCAUCUCUACCAUACCCUAGCAGCACUUGUAUAGUGGUAUACAAGCCCUUCAUCUCUACCAUACUCUAGCAGCACUUGUAUAGUGGUUUACAAGCCCUUUAUCUGUACCAUACCUUAGCAGCACUUGUACAGUGACAAGCCCGUUAUCUCUACCAUACCUAAGCAGCACUUUUAUAGUGGUAUACAAGUCCUUCAUCUCUACCAUACUCUAGCAGCACUUGUAUAGUGGUUUACAAGCCCUUUAUCUCUACCAUACCCUAGCAGCACUUGUAUAGUGGUAUACAAGCUCUUUUACAUCUCUACCAUACCCUAGCAGCACUUGUAUAGGAGUAUACAAGCCUUUAUCUCUACGAUACCCUAGAAGCACUUGUACAGGAGUAUACAAGCCUUUUAUCUCUACCAUACCCUAGCAGCAUUUGUACAGGAGUAUACAAGCCUUUUAUUUCUACCAUACCCUAGCAGCACUUGCAUAGGAGUUUAAAAGCUCUUAUUUAUCGCUACCGUACUCUAGCAGCACUUGUAUUGGAGUAUACAAGCUCUUUCUCAACUCGUACCACACUAUAAUCCCUUCUUCAUCUCCUGCAGCCUCUGAAAAUAUACAAUCCCUUUCCCCAUCAGACAUAUUAAACUAACCAAAGAGAUUUUUAAAAGAAUUUGGAGAUUUAGAACUGCCCAAGAAUACCGUGAAGAUGAGUCCCAGUGUAACAGAUAUCAAACGACAGCCUCACGAAGAACGACAUGGCCUGUGUUCCUAAUGAAUUAUUUUAACAUGGGCCGUGCUAGAAGAAGAAGAGAGAUAUCUGAAAACGGCAUUUGUGAUAUCAGAAAUUGACAAUCAGAUUUUCAGAAGUGCCCUGGAUUUUCACUGAGACAAUAACUAGGAAAAAAAUGAAAGUUUUGACUUUCGAGACAUUUGACAAAAGAUAAUUAAGAAAAUAAGGUUAACACAAAAUGAUGGUGAAACUACAAAUAUGCCAAUGUACAAUUAACAAAUUUAAAGUGAUAUACAAGUAUGCGCAGUUUGUACACAUUCUUCCAGCCAAAUCUCAGAAAUUCCUGGGUAAACGGUUCACUCGCUACUUGACGCAUUUGGAGGCGAUUUAUUAUUUAUUAUAUUAUUUUAUUGUUUGCCACUGUUUCAUCUUAAAAUAGUUCUCAAAUAUCGAUUCUUUAUCAUUUGAUUAUUUUGACAGAUUUUCGUCGAUUUUCUCGAUAAUUCCUCGCUGUGCCGAAAUGGCGCGAAAAGUUUCCGAAAAUGUGAUAAAAAUCUCAAGAGCAACUCCUAGGACUAGAAAUGGCGCUCACGCGCUGUGUUAACGUUUAAAAAUACAUUGUUUAAUAUUCCAUUAGACCGCUAUUCAAUACAUUCAGGAACCAUAUAUGUAUAUAUAUACUACCCCCUGUAUACUAAUCAAUAUUAUUAUAUUGAACUAUUAACUUUAAAUACAUCAUGGUUAGACAUA
This is a messenger RNA of Eurytemora carolleeae, 4996 nucleotides long. RefSeq names its product mediator of RNA polymerase II transcription subunit 13-like. Gene Ontology annotation, biological process: regulation of transcription by RNA polymerase II. The annotation marks the transcript as partial. Gene Ontology annotation, cellular component: mediator complex. The transcript has 20 exons. The record is from RefSeq and is a predicted model, not a curated record. Gene Ontology annotation, molecular function: transcription coregulator activity. NCBI's taxonomy places the organism in Eukaryota, Metazoa, Arthropoda, Copepoda, Calanoida, Temoridae.